Molecule: messenger RNA, 1177 nt
Organism: Phymastichus coffea
Lineage: Eukaryota; Metazoa; Arthropoda; Insecta; Hymenoptera; Eulophidae
Gene: ics
Product: ras suppressor protein 1
Exons: 7
Coding region: 16-870 (284 amino acids)
Molecular function (GO): protein binding
Source: RefSeq, a predicted model, not a curated record
CACAAGCCAGUAAAAAUGAACGAGGCGCCAGUAGUGUCGUGCAUUCCGGCUGGCAAGAUGUCGAAGGCAAAGCGUCUGCUCGAUGAAGCUCGCGAUACGCAAAACCCCGAGCUCGAACUGGCCGAUAAAAAUUUGGCCAGUUUCGAAGAGCUUCCAGGCCUACUGAACAUGAUGAAUUUAACAAGAAUCACGCUAAGCCAUAACAAAAUCACAGCCGUGCCUCCUGGAUUAGCUAAUCUAAUCAACUUAGAAAUCUUGAAUUUGUUCAACAAUCACUUAACAGAACUACCGAUAUCAAUAUCGCAAAUGCCAAAACUGAGAAUUUUAAAUCUCGGAAUGAACAGACUGAACGUUCUACCGCGUGGCUUUGGCGCUUUUCCAGCACUGGAAGUUUUAGAUCUAACCUACAACAAUCUGAGCGAAAAAAAUUUGCCAGGCAACUUUUUCAUGAUAGAAACGCUAAGAGCUUUGUAUUUAGGCGAUAAUGAUUUCGAGUUCUUACCGCCAGAAAUAGGAAUGCUAAAGAAUUUACAAAUUCUCGUAUUAAGGGACAAUGAUUUGAUCGAGCUUCCAAAGGAAAUCGGCGAGCUUGUGCGACUCAGAGAACUUCACAUUCAAGGCAAUAGACUGACAGUUUUACCUCCAGAAAUUGGAAACUUAGAUUUAGUGAGCAACAAAGCAAUCUUCCGAAUGGAAUUUAAUCCAUGGGUAACACCAAUUGGCGAUCAAUUACAAGUUGGCAUUUCGCAUGUUAUGGAUUACAUUCGAUCGGAAACCUACAAAUAUGUUUAUAAUAGGCAUCAAUCUGCGAAAGGCCCAAUACCGCCAAUAGAAAACGAUAAAAGUAAAAAGUCGUCGCGAGCUCGCUGAUUGCAUUUAUUCGACGUAUGUAAAAUACCAAUGCUUAUGUUAUUUUACACUAACAGGAAUUUCGACGAUCACAAUUGAGAAUCAAUGUGGUGCCUUAUUAGUAUUUUUACGUAUAUUCAUUAUUUGUAUCUAAGUGAAGUAUAUAUAGCGCGAGUUAACGAAGCUUCGAGAUUUUUUUUAUACUUGAAACAAUGAAUAGAAUGUUUUUAUAAUUCCAUAUUAACUUACUUCUAAGCAUUUUAUUAAUUAUACUCCGUAUCUCACGAAAAUGUUUUAACUUAAUCGUAGGAGAGAGAUAAUUAGAUAG